Messenger RNA from Colletotrichum higginsianum IMI 349063, 1545 nucleotides. RefSeq names its product Dullard-like phosphatase. Lineage: Eukaryota; Fungi; Ascomycota; Sordariomycetes; Glomerellales; Glomerellaceae. The transcript is spliced from 3 exons. The coding region runs from base 1 to 1545 and encodes 514 amino acids. Gene Ontology annotation, molecular function: protein serine/threonine phosphatase activity. The record is from RefSeq and is a predicted model, not a curated record.
AUGCCUCAUGGAUUGUACAUGCUGUCAAAGAUGAACUCCCUGAACAUCAUCACCUCUCGCGUCUCUCCGCCGCCCAGCCCGGUUGCUUCGCGAUCUAACUCCAUCAGCUCCCUGGGUUUAGCCGUACAAUCCGACGACCAGCGCGGCGGCGAAAGCGCAGAGAACCACGGCGACGAUGACCAAGACGACGAGACGUUUCCACUCGAGAAGUCCGCCUUCGAGCAGCGCAACGACAGCCAUGGGAUGGACCUCGCCAGCGAAGCAACGCCGUUGAUAGGCGAAUCGACAGACCCGAGCUUGAGGUCAACCACAUGGCACUCCCUGCCGCGGCGCAUCGCUGCCGGUUUCAUCAACUCGCUCCGCUGGGUCUUGUCCAUAUUGGCCGUCCCGGGUGUCUAUCUGAUCUCAUGUUUGUGCGACGAACGAGGAAACUUUGCGCCCUUCUUUCAGUUUAAAAAGCUGUUGGGAUUUCACGACGGAAACGGGAAGCUUGCGACAGACUACCCUGACGCCAUGGACGAAAAGUCUGGUCGCCAGGGAAGUGCUGGAUAUGGAGGCGUUACUUACUCGAGGCCAAUGGGAUCCUCUGGGUCUUCUUCGUCAGGUGUAUCUUCGGAAUCAGAAUCGGAUGCAGACCGCCAACGCCGGGGUUCUUCUAGUCGGCACUCCCGCUCGAAAUCCGCUUCCGAGGAGAUUGCGCCUGCACGGAGGUCCAUACGCAUAAAACUACACAGCGAUGAUGCCCUGCCUCAGCGUAAGCAUAGGAAAACGCAAUCUGCAGCAGCACGCUCCAAGGGCAACGGCGAACCCGGCUCCUCCGACAUAUCCGCACAGCUCAAGUCGCCGACAUCUCCCGCUGGCGCGCUGACCCGUUAUCCCAAGACGCCGGCCCCGCCUCGCCCCUUAAUUCCUCGCAGACAGCCUUCGUACCUCAACCUUGAACCUUCGACCGACCCCAAAUACCAGAAGACGCUGAUUCUGGACCUCGACGAGACUCUGAUUCACAGCAUGUCCAAGGGGGGACGCAUGAGCACCGGGCACAUGGUUGAGGUCAGACUGAGUCAGACCUACGUGGGCGCCGGAGGACAAACGUCUAUCGGACCGCAGCAUCCUAUUCUCUACUGGGUCAACAAGCGCCCGCACUGCGAUGACUUCCUGCGCCGGGUUUGCAAAUGGUACAACUUAGUUGUCUUCACAGCUUCGGUUCAAGAAUACGCAGAUCCCGUCAUUGACUGGUUGGAAGCCGAGAGGAAGUUUUUUUCGGCGCGAUACUACCGACAGCACUGCACAUUCCGGCAAGGAGCCUUUAUCAAAGACCUCAGCUCGGUUGAACCAGAUUUGAGCAAGGUUAUGAUCUUGGACAAUAGUCCGUUGAGUUAUAUGUUUCAUCAAGAUAAUGCGAUUCCUAUCCAAGGGUGGAUCAACGAUCCGACGGACAACGACCUCUUGCACCUGGUGCCACUGCUCGAAGGUUUACAGUAUGUUUCGGAUGUGAGGGCGCUACUUGCAUUGCGCGGAGGCGAGGACGGUCAGCACAUGGCGUAG